AAUUCCAUCAACAAAUAAACUAAUGUCUGUUUGUUUUGGAACAUAAUAUUAACCAUACCAAACUUCCCUAUAUACAUAUAUAGCUAGAGAGACCACUCUCAUUCAAAGCAUUACUCUCUUCGCGUGUGACAGUAAACAUGGGAGCUCUCGACUUUCUCUCCGACUAUUUCUCUAAUAAUUUCGAUGUUUCGAUAAGAAAACGGAAGAAGCAUAAAGUGUGGCAGACAGUGAACAUAAAGGUGAAGAUAGACUGUGACGGAUGCGAACGCAAAAUCAAGAACGCUGUUUCCUCCAUGAAAGGGGCCAAAUCGGUGGAAGUGAAUAGAAAGAUGCACAAAGUGACAGUGAGUGGCUACGUGGAUCCCAAGAAAGUAUUGAAGAGAGUGCAAAGCACUGGGAAGAAGAAAGCUGAGUUAUGGCCGUACGUUCCUUACACGAUGGUGGCUUAUCCGUACGCAGCUGGAGCUUACGACAAGAGGGCACCAGCGGGUUUUGUGAGGAAGUCGGAGCAGGCUCAGGCGCAGCCGGGAGGUACAGACGAUAAGCUCAUGUCCCUUUUCAGCGACGAGAACCCUAACGCCUGCAUCGUCAUGUGAAUGAGUUUAGUGCUUUACAUAAUUAUAAUUAGCAACGUUUUUUCUAUUUUUAUAAAGUUUGUAUUGUAAUCUUCUUGGUGUUCUAUAUAAUAAGAAGCAAAGCAACUUAUAGUAAA
Messenger RNA from Brassica napus (rape), 712 nucleotides. RefSeq names its product heavy metal-associated isoprenylated plant protein 22-like. The record is from RefSeq and is a predicted model, not a curated record. The transcript has 3 exons. Gene Ontology annotation, molecular function: metal ion binding. NCBI's taxonomy places the organism in Eukaryota, Viridiplantae, Streptophyta, Magnoliopsida, Brassicales, Brassicaceae. The coding region runs from base 138 to 596 and encodes 152 amino acids.